AUGCCUUCCACUUGUUCGACGGAUGGGAAAGCAUCGAGUCUUACCGACUCGGCCGGCACCAAAACAACCUUCGUUGAGGCCGGACCCAGUCUGCCGUUUUGCGUUCUCCAUCAAUGCUAUGCGUCCUUGCCCAAAGGGGAAAAAGCGUCCAAAGGCUGUUUUCCUCGGUGUCCGGGUGCCAAGGCUCGUUCAGGAGGUUCUCUUGAAGACAUCUUCACCGCCGUAAGCCGGUCAUCCACGUUUUCUGACGAACACCGUGAACACCACCACAAAAAGCGUCAGGAGACCUUGUAUCCCAUUCCAGCCAAACUCCUAUCUCCGAAUGAAGCGGGUGCCUUGGUAGCCUCUGCCAGAUGCCUGAAGGCUGUCCCUUCUGCAAACCGCAACUUCGAAACCAGCAAUACUGCAGCGAUACUGAUAUUAGUGGAAUUCAACUCGCAAGAGCUCAACAAUUCCACCAAGGACACUGCACGUGUCACGCCAACGUACGACUCUUACCGAAAACCAGCAACUCAUUCACCGCCAACAGCCACCAAUAUCACAAAUCACGGCCAGUCAAUCACUACCAAGUUGCAGGCAAAAUUCCUCUACGAAUCUCACCUGCACGGGUAUUAUCGUAUAAGAGCGAUUCGGAAUUGGCACCCUCUCGAAGCAGCGUUCACUCGCGAUCGGGACAAAAUGACGGAGGAUGGGUCCACGAGCCCGUGCAACUGGUUUACGAGAAUCAUCUUUCACCAACUGCUCAUGGACACCCAGGUAGCCGCCGUCAGUCCGAGCCCGGACAUCAGCCUACGAAAGGAUUUCACUCGGGUGGGCAUUCGCAAACCACUUCUGCAACUCCCAUCUCAUCGAAUGAACGGCGCAUCGAAGGUUCUUUACGCAAGCAAACAGGGCGCUUCAGGUCGUCUGAAUGGCGCGUCAAAAAGCUCGCCAAAUGGAAAUAUGCCACUGCUGACAGUCUCAUCUUCUGAAAUGUUUUCCGAGAGUUCGAUAAGUCUGCCACAACCCCAAACAGUGCGAAAACAGGACGCCGCUUACGCCUCACCUCCACAGUCCUCCCAAAGACCGUAUGGACCUGGAUUGUUUGAAGAAAAUCGUAUUAAAUUCGACUACACUAAACCUGCAGGAAUUCCCUAUUUCGGCAAGUUUUACAGACGCAUUACAUGGCUGUUUGGUACUGCCACAAAUUCGUCGACACCCAGCAACGCUGAGUCCAACGGCUCGGUGGCCAUCGGCCGCACUCCCAGACAUCCAGGUCCACAGCCCUCAAAGAACUUCCUACAAGAUUCGAAUGCAAGUCAACCUCCCACGUCAGGAAUUGGGUUUCGCGAAGAUGGUCGAAGGCCACCGAGCCAAAAAGCACCCAAAGACCCUUCGCUGAACGCCAGCUUCAAAUUCCAAUGUGGAGCUGAUCCUCAGAUAGCGCCAGAUCCCCAAGAGGCACCGCCGAGACAACAAGGAGUGCCUCCAGAAAUCAAGAUUCAGGCAAGGAGCAAAACCAGCACGGAUUCGUCGAGCUCAUUUCCCACGGACACUCCGGUUGGCGGCGGCAACGCACUUGAUGACACUUUAAACACAGGUACGUUGACAGAUGAGGAGGAUUCGCGGAACUCAAAUCACCCGUAUGAAAUGAUACUGAACUUUCGGCCGGACGAUGCGACAGUGCCGGGGUUUAAGCUACCAGUUCAAGACAACGGAAAUUUGGAUCAGGUGGGAUUCCAAUCCUUGGCAUCAUUUGAACGCUCAUCAAAUGAUUACGAGCAGCAAAUGAGUGCAGCAAUGAUGAAACCUGGGAAUCUGCCGCCACCUCCAGAAGAUAACUAUGAAGACACACUCUUGGUUCCAAAGGCUCAGCCCAAACCGCCAGGCCAGACAGAACAGAGCUUUGAUCUUACUACAAAGGUUUCUCACCCUGUCGGUAACCUCAUUCACCAGAGGUUGAAAGAACUGACCAUGAGUCUGGGUGUUGAUCCUGCUCCGAGCGAUCGAGAUUACAGAAACAAACCACAGCCCGAUGUUAUUCCUGAAAGUCAACGAUUUGAACGAUGGGACAAAGGCAUUAACCUUCAAUUCGGCAGUCUGACAAAGGAUGAUGUAGUAUCUCCAUCGAGUGUAGAUUACUCCAUGACUCAAAUCACUCCACCAGGAUGGAGAGAAGACGAGGAACCGCUUUACGAAAACGUGUCAGCAAGUAGAACCACCGAGAGUUUGAUUAGCAGACGCGUGCGAGAACUCGGGGGAAAGCAGGUGCACCAUGGACCCCAGAGGGACACUUUAAAGCCCCUUAACGGUCCAAUUGAAGCGAAUCCAAAGGGUGGCCACAUUCAACCCGUACAAAGGGGCCAACUGGUCAGCCAGCGAAUGAAGGAGCUGGCGGCAGCAACUGGUUACUCGCAAUCACCUGUUUCCACGACUCCAGAGCCAUUUGCAAAGGCUUGCAUUGUUGAGAAUGUUUUUGACUAUGCCCGAUGCCUCUGCACACCCUCCAUCCCCCUAUCUGUCACCGAACUCUACACCCGUGUUAUUGGUGGUCUUCCGUUGAAGCUACGGCCGGAUGAAAAACAACUGGAGGAAUACCGGGCGCUUGCAGAAAGGCGUGGACGAAAACAGUCUGUUUUGCCCGUGGCUGAGAAGAUAAUGACCAACAUGAAAGUGAUUGACGGGCGUGUAGACACAAGCACAACUUGCUUGUUUGUUCAAAUUCUUGAGCACAUGCUUAGUAGCAUUAUUCAGGUAGGUGGAAAGAUAAAUUCACUGGCUUCUCAGACUGCUCUUACUUACCGUUCCGAACUCGGAGUGCUUUCGGAAUGCACCAUCUCCUCGACGGAUAUGCAGCAUAUCUUCAGUCUCUUGGGUGCAACAUCGGUCGACGUAAUAAACAAUGACCUGCCCCUAGUGAAACGCAACGCUGACACAUACGAGGGCUGCCUCAAGGAUCUCCAGGCCUUUCUCAAGACCUGCAACCUGUCACUUAAUCUCGUCACUCGCGUUUUCUUUGACCCCCUCUCGAGCAUUCUAGUAGGUCUUAGCGGUGACCCAACGACCGACACUGGGAAAGCCGCUAUCGCCGCCCUCUCAGUGUACCAAAUGAGCAAGAGCCUUGUUGGUGACCUAAAUAUCCUCGCCGAGGUGUCAGACGACAUUUUCGACAGCACUGAUCAUCUUCUCAACUACUGUCUUCAGGAACCCGCAGAGGAGGACCUGUACCAGGGUUUCGCCUACUACGCGGAGGUGCUGUUUUCCGACAACUGUCAUAACUGGCUCGCCGUGUUGUCAGAGUGCCCCAAGGUGUUUGCGUCACUCCGGCGAUGCCAUCGACGGAUGGUGAACGCCAUCUACAAGCAGGUAUCCCUGCGUCACCUUCCUGACCUCGAACUGAAGUUCGCCGACCCCCACACCUGCCAGCUCUGCACCGCCACGGUCCCCGAGCCCAUACACCCACCAUCGCCAUCCACGUCGCACGUUCCCGCGGCAGGUUUGUUUUCACACUCCGUUUUCCGCAAACUCUCCUCCACCAAGGCCCCGGCUGUGUACGCCUCGUCGUCCAGUUCAGGGGAGCGUUCACCGCCCGGCGCGCUGGCCAGCAGAGCCCCACCGCUUGGGCCUGGAGGCGGCGGCAGGUUUAUUCACGGUGGAGGCUCACGCACCUGUAGUCAGAUGGUGAUCGCCUUUCGGUACCUCCUACCGCGGCUGCUUCUGAUGCCUGUCUACCAAAUUCUCUACCUUGCCGACCUACUCGAUGAACUCUGCACCUACUCCCAGCAAAAUCCCCAGGAACAGGCCAUCCUUCGUGACGCCUCGUCGAUGCUCUACAAGACGCGAAAGUCAGUCGUGCACGAGCUGUCUAAUUCGACGGAAGCGACAGCCUGGAUCCACACCCACCUCCCGCGUCUGAGCCUCCUCCUCGAAACACCGCUGUCAACCAAGCCCGCCUUCGUCCUGCCCGCCGAGGCACGGGUUCGUCUCUCCGAAGUCAUCACGGCGGCAAAAAACAACAACGAAGUGGGCCACUGCCGACUAUCGGCUAACGACUACAUCAUGUCCGGGGUCGUCCAGUUGAGGCGGAAUUCCACCAUGGCCGGCCUCUCGGACCGCGUGGCCUACCUUUUCACGGACUGUCUGCUCCUCCUGAAACGCGCCGGUCAGCAACGACGGGUGGGCGGAAACACAUUGACGACCGUCGCCAUGGCGGCAGCUGCGGCCCUAACCAAUCCCUCCUCGUCGACUUCGCCCGGAUCUGGAAGCGGAUUGGUGCUGAAGAAAGGCGUUCCGCUGACACACUUCCACCUCAUCGAUCUGGGGAUGCAGGUUAACCCGGAGAGUGGAGAGGCUGUGUUCAUAUUUGAACUUGAGUACUGGCGUGACGUGACUGUUAUGUCGCGUCACCAGCCAAUGAAGUCGGACCAGCCGAAGGUCCAGCGACAUCAGCCUUUCGCCACCUCCUCCCUACCCAAACAGGGUAGUGCUGUUAGCCUCUCUACCCUGAAUCAAACCCCUGCCUACUGGAUUUCCGGCUCCACCACAACCCUCAAUGCCCUCUCAGGUGAACCCUCCUCCUCCUCCUCCUCUGGCUUCAUCGGUGACACCAUCGCUAAUUCAUCGGGCCCCGCGAAGCGCAUAACAUUUUGCUUAAAAACCGCCGAUGAAAAAGCCGAUUGGCUCGCCACCUUGAUUGGUAUCCAGCGCAAGUGCGUCUUCCAGCGGUAUCUGCGCCAGCUACCAAAACAAGAAAUUCCGCUUAUUCUUCCUGAUCCCCAACAAUACCGUUUUUCCCAACCCGACGCGUCAGACAACAUCCUGUUCGAGCCCCCGCGGACGGACAGUAGCGCGGAGAUCUCGGUGAUCCGCGCCGCCACCGUCGUCAAGCUGGUUGAGCGCGUCACUUCGCACACCUGCUUCGAUAGUGAAACUAUUCGGACGUUUUUGCGGACGUAUCGACGUUACCUCACGGCCGCAGAACUGCUCGAGUUAUUGAUCCAGCGCUUCAAUAUGCCCCGACCCGACUUUGAGGGCGCGCUGCGGGCCUCCCUGGCCGACAACGGCGCCGGCAGUGCCGCCAGCACGAGGUCGUUCUCCGACAUCGCCUCGCUCGUGCCUCGCAUGGAGCUUCGCUUCAAUUCGGCCUACAAGCGGCGCAUUCAGUACAGAGUGCUUAGCUUCAUCAAGAAGUGGAUUCGCAACCCCUCCUACUUCAAAGUCGACUUUGCAGACAAUCCGGAUCUCCAGCGUCGAUUGGAGCAGUUUCUGGCGGGCAUCGGGGCUGUCUCCUCGCUGGCGGAAAACGUCACCGCCAUCAUGCGGUGUCUGCGUGGUGACCGAGCCAAGGUCGUCCAAGUCAUUCCACAGUGUGCUCCUGAAAAACUUGACCUUGGGCUUGCCAUCACCUUCGAUCGAGUGCGACUUACUAAUGUGCAUCCGCUGGAGUUCGCGCGGCAAGUUACGCUCUACGAGUGGGAACUCUACUCUCGGAUAGAAUUCUGCGAGGUCAACGGCAGCGAGAAGAACUGGGGUGUCAAUAUGCGUCGUUCACAGGAAUUCUCCAACAAGUUCCUUAAGUGGCUCAUCUGGAGUAUCGUGUCGUACAGGGCCAUGGAGGACCGGGUGAUCGUGUUGCAGCGCGUGCUGGACCUGCUUUCAAUCUUCGAGGCCCUCGGCAACCUCCAGGGCACACAGGAGGCUAGGGCUGCUCUGCACAGCUCACCCGUUCAUCGACUCUCCGAUACCUUCGACGCACUCUUGGCGAAAUCCCGAUCUCAUCAUCGCUCCCUGGUUGAGUCACUUCGGCCCGCAGGGCAAUCGGAGUACGCACUGCUGGCUUCGUCGGAGGGCUACAUCGACGACUACCAGCACCGCGUGCAUCGCAUCGACCCCCCCGCCGUGCCGUUCAUUGCGGUCGGCGAGCAAACUCGACUGAUCCACCUGGAACUCAGGCUGCCAGACUACGUGCCCGGGGGCACGCAGCAGGACCCGCUCGUCAACUUCUCCAAGUGCCAUCAGAUUGCUGAUUUGAAGGAGCACUAUCUGUCUUUCCAAAACAUACCCUUCAAUCUCCAGCCAGAUCCGGUCAUUCAGCAUGUGGUCUUGUACGACACCGGACUCAAUUACGCUCGCCUAACACCCGCGAUGAAGCAAAAGACUGGACAGGACGUGGACACAACCGUUUACUUCCGAGCUCUACCACGUUGGUGUCGUGUGUGGAGUUUGCGCGAUUUCCUGAAAAAACUAGACCCCCAUGCCCUGGCGGGUGCUGCGGACGAAGCCGAAUUUGAAGAUCUCAUGUUUCAGAAGUCCAUGCGAAUCCAACCCCGCGAGGGAGUCACCGUCGAUUCUCUCAAUCCCCCAUCCGAUGACGCGUACAUGAAUUGUCAGCUGACCGCAACAGAACUGCGCAUCGGGAACCUGUUGAGCACUGCUCCAGUCGACGUCAACACGAAGGCCGACUCAAAGGAGUUUCGCCAGCUCCUAGCCAUAACCUCACUGUCCCCUGACGCGAAAUUUGACUUCACCACGACUGCCAUGCUACCGAGCAGUGUAGGUCGCGGUGGCAGUCUGGGACGCAGUGGCAGAGCCGCUACCCGAGACCACUUGAGCGCGUCGUGUUCACCCUCGUCGACGGAGGGCAGCUGUCGGGUGUCGCCAGCCCCCGCCGAGGUGAGUCCGCCACCGCCCCUCCCACCGAAACCAUCCCCGGUCCCCACUGUGAGGUCCAGUCCACUGUCUCCGGCGUCAGUCGGUGCAGAGGAUGGCGUCGGCGCCUCAGCACCACCCCUUCCGCCUCGUGUCUCAGCCCUAUCCUUGUCCCCCGAUAAAAUGGCUUUCCUUGGCACAGAAUCCAGCACAGAUGCAGAAUUCUCGCCGCACCACACCGACGAGUACUGCUGUCCCCACGCAGGUGGUCAAGUGACCGUCUCCUCCGCUGAGCGUUGGCGCCGUCUACGCAGCAAACACGACGCGAACUCGGAGUCGACCUUCGGCGGUGGAAGACUGCCGCCGCCGCCACCUCCACCACCACCUCCGCCACCCUCGAAGGUGCCACCGCAUAGUGGACCCGCGGCACCUCCAGAUGGUGACCGCCACCAUCCCGGAGUUGCCACCGCGCGCCGGCCUUGGUCCACGCAACCCAGUCUCCCCACCCACCGUGGUGGCCAGCAACGUUGGCGACUACCCACCGCCGCCGCCGCCACCACCACUGCCUCCCAAAAAGUGCCUCUCUUGACACCGCAUCUCACGCCUCCAGCAGCUGUGAAGCAGAGCGUCACGCCUCCGCCCGAGUCUUUCGCCGCACCCACCAAACGCGUCUGCACCACCUAUUUCUAUACACCCCUGCCCCCUCCCCCAAUAAACCCACCUUAA
This is a messenger RNA of Mesocestoides corti, 7353 nucleotides long. The record is from the annotation of a GenBank genome assembly. Lineage: Eukaryota; Metazoa; Platyhelminthes; Cestoda; Cyclophyllidea; Mesocestoididae.